Messenger RNA from Aegilops tauschii subsp. strangulata, 1590 nucleotides. RefSeq lists its product as uncharacterized. The record is from RefSeq and is a predicted model, not a curated record. Lineage: Eukaryota; Viridiplantae; Streptophyta; Magnoliopsida; Poales; Poaceae.
AUUAAACAAUUUUUAAAUACACAUUGAACAAUUUUCUGAUAUACGCUAAACAUUUUCUUAAAUACGUUUGGACAUUUACUCAAUAUACGGUGAACACUAUUUUUAAACUCAACAAUGAAUUUCGUAUAAUACACGAAAAAGGGAAAAAGGAAAAUGAAAAAAAAGAAAGAAACAUAAACAGAAACAGAAAAAAAAACAGAGCGACCGUGGGCCGGCCAAACUGGGCGGCGAAGGCACGUCAAAUAGGAUCUGCCCCACGGCAUAGCCCAGUAACAUGACCCCUCGAAAAAAAAGCCCAGUUACAUUUUUUCUGAUUGACGGCCUACAGGGGCAUUUUCGGACAUUCGCCUAAUCAUCCCCUCGUGCUGUCGCUGUCCACACUAAACGGAAGAGGGAGGAUUCCAGAGGCUUCCGGAGUUGGACCGAAGCUUCUCCACGCUUCUCUUCUCCCCUGUCCACCCAGUCCCUCUCCCCCAUCGAGCUCAUAUAUCUCCCGCCAUCACACUCUCGUUUGCCACAACCACAAGCCCAACUGCACGGCGAGCGGGAUUGGAUCAGUCAGUAGCGGCGCUAGAGAGAGGUAACAGAGGGAUUGGAUUGGUGGCUGGCACUUUGAUUUGCUUAGCGCGCGACGAAGCAAGCUAAGCGAGCGCGAUGGUGGUGCUCAUGGAGUACGCCCCCGGCGUCGGCGCGACCAUGAAGAGGAAGGGAGAGGAGGAGCCGGGGCUGUUCGCGUUCCCCGAUGACGGCGACGGCGGCAGCGUUCCGGUUUCCUGCCGUGCCACCAAGAUGAGGCGUCUGGAGGGUGCCGGCGCCGGCCACGAUGUGCCGGCGGCAGCGGCCGUUGAGACGGAGGGCGACGUAAUGAUGGCGGAGGAGCCGCCGGCGCCGUCCCUCGGGGCCGUGGAAGGGGAAAAGAGGGCUGUGGUGGUGUACGGCCCGGCAGUCGACGCCGCGUGCACUGGUGGCCGGCUCGGCCUUCUCGGCCAAUGGCGGCUCCGCCCGUGGGCGCCCCUGAGCGCCGGCGCCGAGUGGAUCCGUGACAUGCUGCGCGAGGCGGAUGGCCGCACGGUGCGGGCGGUGCUGUCCAGCGCUCAGGAAGGGGGCGGCGCCGACCUGGCCCUGGUCCCUUGGGGCGCCGCACACGUGCCGGCAGAGGCGAAUCAGGCGUCCACGGCCGCGGAGACGGUGGACGGGGAAGAGGACGCCGAGGGAACGGCAGCGAUGGACGUCGAAGAGGAGAGGGACCAUCAUCAGGCCCAGGCGGUCGGGGCCGGCUGCGGUGAGGGGUACUUGUGCCGGUGGCCGCAGCACUGUAUGGCGCCGCCUCCGUUGCCGGCGGUUCGCCAGGCGACCCCGGCUGUGUGGUCGUGGUGAACCGCGCGUGGCUGGACGACUACGACCGACGGAAUUGAUAUGUUCCUCUUUGCCGAUGCGUGUCGCGUCGAUUUGUGUUUGUGGUGUCCAGUUCGUCGAAAUCAGAGCAAGAUCAUCUCUUUUCUGACGGAAAGACCUUCCUGCCCAGCUUUAUUAAAAUUCAAAUAAUGCUAAGAAUGAAAUCUGGAUCUGGUGGUGCCUCCACCAUUCAAA